UGUGAGAUGAAUCCGAUUCCGUUUUAUUCAUAUCAUAAAAUCAUAAGCCAUUGCCAUACACAUCCAUUUCACACUUCAUAAACCCUUUUUGGAUUCAAACAACACUCCAAACAACCCAUAACCACGCCGCAAGAUGAACUUUUUCAAGUCCGUCUUUGCCGAUGAACCCGACCCGCCACCGCACGGAUCCGACCACCCCGAUCCGCCUCAGAGCGCCACCGCCACCGCAACCGCAACCGCAACCGCCGCUUGGAGCUUCGAAGGCCUGAUCCAAACCAUCGCUUCCAAAUCCGAGUCCGUUCUCGAGAACUACCGUCGCGAUCUCGAGGAAUUCGGCUCCGGCUUGAGGAAAGAAACGGCGGUGAUCCGCGAAGCCGCCUCACGCGCCGUCAAGGACCUCCCGGCUUCGCUCGACGCCGGCGCGUCGGUGGCUCAGGUGUCGCUCGAGUCCGUUGGCCAAGCCAUCGACGACAUCGGCAGCACCGUUUGGAAAUCGACAGCGGAGAUUAUCUCUCACGGUAGGGAAUCUCUCUUAGCCUCUGAUUCCGAUUACGAUUCUUUUGAUUCAAGCAAUUACGAUAACAACAAUGCUGGUAAGAAACUGUUGAAUAGUAGUAGUGGCAGCGGUCAGGGUUUGGACGUGAAACGGUACAGUAGAUUUGAUGCGUUGGUGCGUGCUCUUCAGUGUGAUGUUAAUACCUAUUUGGAGGAACCUGAGGAUUUGGAGAAAUUCAAUGAGUGGAAAUUAGGGUUUGAGUUGGAUAAGAAGGGGGAGGAGAUUAGGAAUUUGAUUGAAGAGAAUGGAGUUAUUGAGAAGAUUUAUGAGAAGGCUGUUCCCAGUAGAACUGAUCAUGAGAGUUUCUGGAGCAAGUAUUUUUAUAAGUUGCAUAAGCUGAAGCAAGCUGAGGAUGCAAGGGCUAAACUCGUGAAACGAGCAAUUUCCGGGGAUGAAGAGGAGGAUUUGAGUUGGGAUUUUGAUGAUGAGGAUGAUGACAAUGGUGGGUAUGAGCCUUUAGUUAGCACCAGUGGGGUUUCUGAGUUGAAAAACGGAAAUUCUGCUGAGGUUGCUGCAGAUGUUGGCGGUGUUGAGUGUGUUCAGGUUGGGAAGAAGGAUUUGGAGAUAGAGAAUGAUGGGAAGGGUGUUGAUCUUGAAUCUAAAACUGUUGGUGAUGAUGAGUCUGGGGAGGUGAAUUGUAUUGAGAAUGUGGCAUCAAAUGUUCCUGCGAAUGUAACUGGCAGUGGAGAUAAGUUGGAUGUCAAAUACGAAGAGAAAGAGGCAUCAGAAGUCAAGACAGAUAAUGAUAAUGGUGGAUCGUGCAAAGAUAGUGAUAUUUCAGUUGUUUCAAGCCAGCCUUCAAUGCCCGGGGAAGAAGAGAUUGGCUGGGAUGAAAUUGAAGAUAUUGAAAGCAAUGAUGAAAAUAAAGGAGGGGAUGCUGUUGAGUCCGCAAGUAGGAUUGAUUUGCGGAAGAGGUUGAGUGUCGCAGACCAAGAGGAGGAUCUUAGUUGGGAUAUUGAAGAUGAUGAUGAGACUGUCAAAUCAUGAGCAGAUUGUGGGUUCAGAUCAUUAGUGCUUUAACUUUUAAACACAAAUUGCUUAUUUAGUGUAUAAUUCUUUUCUUGUAACUUAACAAUGUAAAUAAAUUGUUUUUUUAUCUUAUACAAACAUAAGUGAGAAGGUGGACACCAGUUGAAAGUUUAAUUUGUAAGUUUAUUUGGACUCUUCAUCCACUUUUCAUAGGAAGGCGUAUUCAGUUUACAUAAUCAUAUGUCAUAGGGAGCGACCUUGUUGCUGAUAUAUCUGUUCCGGCAUUAACUCAAAUCAAAUCGCUUUCAUCACUAAUAUGAAGGCUGCAUCUUGUGUUUGUUUGCAUUUUACUUGAACAUAGUAGGCAAUCUGCAAUGGAUAAGCCUUUUCUCUCCCUAUACAUUUUUAGGUGAUUGGUUCAGAUCUGUUUUAAGAGUAUGGGAUUGAUUAUAGAUUUUACGUUUUUAUUAGGUUUUGAAUGAGAUCCUUUUUCUGCAGUCUUUUGAAUUAAAUGUUUUUA
Molecule: messenger RNA, 2045 nt
Organism: Abrus precatorius (Indian licorice)
Lineage: Eukaryota; Viridiplantae; Streptophyta; Magnoliopsida; Fabales; Fabaceae
Product: BSD domain-containing protein 1-like
Exons: 1
Coding region: 134-1543 (469 amino acids)
Cellular component (GO): cytoplasm
Source: RefSeq, a predicted model, not a curated record